This is a messenger RNA of Solanum dulcamara, 696 nucleotides long. Its product is annotated as non-specific lipid-transfer protein 1-like. The record is from RefSeq and is a predicted model, not a curated record. NCBI's taxonomy places the organism in Eukaryota, Viridiplantae, Streptophyta, Magnoliopsida, Solanales, Solanaceae. Bases 79 to 411 code for a protein of 110 amino acids. Gene Ontology annotation, molecular function: lipid binding. Gene Ontology annotation, cellular component: membrane. The transcript has 2 exons. Gene Ontology annotation, biological process: lipid transport.
CAUAGUAUUAGAUAUCCCCAGAGCAUUUACUAUAAAUUUUAUCUUUCCACAGCUUCAUCUUUUAAUUAAUUUAUUCCCAUGGCUGGAAAAAUUGCAUGCUUUGUGGUGUUGUGCAUGGUGAUAGCCCAUGGAGAAGGCCUAACCUGUGGCCAAGUCACGAGCAACGUAUUCUCUUGCAUUAGAUACCUUAGAAACACUGCACCUUUAGGAAAUUGUUGCAUUGGGGUUAGGAAUCUAGCGAAUCUCGCAAAGACUACACCAGAUCGUCAAGCUGCUUGCAAGUGCCUUAAAUCAGCAGCGGCAGCUAUUUCAGGAAUCAAUUACGGCAAAGCUGCUGGUCUCCCUGCCGCUUGUGGUGUCAAUAUUCCUUACAAAAUCAGUCCUUCCACUGACUGCUCCAAGGUCCGUUAAGGCUGAUGAAUAGUCAAUUGUACACCGCACAAUUUGGUAGAAGUGCAAUUAUGAGGAGAAGAAUAAACUGUGGUUGUCUUUGAUCCUACUUAUGGAUCAAUUUCUGUUUUGUUGUAUCCGUUGUUGUCUCUUUCAUUUUUUUCUUUUCGUAUGUCUCUUUUGAGUUAUUGCCGAGCCUUGUCUAAGUACUAUUGUGUCAUAAAUUGGCGGUUGUAUUACGGAUCCUACUUAUGGAUCCAUACAUCUAUCUUUCAUUUGAAUUUCAUCGUUAUUACUUCUCUUGAA